This is a messenger RNA of Fomitiporia mediterranea MF3/22, 537 nucleotides long. RefSeq lists its product as uncharacterized. NCBI's taxonomy places the organism in Eukaryota, Fungi, Basidiomycota, Agaricomycetes, Hymenochaetales, Hymenochaetaceae. The record is from RefSeq and is a predicted model, not a curated record. The transcript has 2 exons. The coding region runs from base 1 to 537 and encodes 178 amino acids.
AUGGCUCACUCUGAAAACACUCUUGGUUGUGCUCUUGAUGAGAAUAACCAGCUGAAGGAUGCUAGUAAAAUAGUAUUCUUUAAUGACCCAGAUGACGAGAUUCCAAUUUCUGGGCCAGGUUCACAUAAUCAAGAGUCUGGUUUGCUAGCUCCUACCCAACGACCUGUACGCAAUGUCAAUCAAGCCAAGCUACAUCAUGCUAUUCGCUUCCAGCAUGAUGAAGACAGUGAUUUUGGUGAAGGGAACGAUUCAAAUGAAGAAACUAAUCAUCCACCUGUUCUGGGCUGUAAACGACCUGCAAAACCACGUACUACCCGUCCUGUAAAGAAGCAUAAGGUGCUUGUCAAGUCAUCUGGUAGCUCUACACUCACAGAGCGGAAGGGGAAGGGGAAUGCCGAUGUAGGAGAGAGUGUUGCUAGGCAGUUUUUGAAGGAUGUGAGCAGAAGCAAAGACAGUGAGAAUGGUUACUCACUACCCAGUCUGCUUGAGAGCUUCCAUUAUCUUUGUUUGGAAGACAUGGUCAACAGAUUCAACUGA